AGUGCUCUUCAAACAUCGAUGACAUCUUUUUUGUUUUUUCCUGUUUUCUCUACCUAUCUGAUAAUGUAUUUCCACGGCUUACAUAUACUUUCUGUGAGCCGUGAUGUAUUUCAUCCUGCCAAGGAAUCCAAAAACAUCAGCUGUCUCCCGUUUCCUGAGAGUUCGCCGACCAGUUUUGCUUUCAAGCUGAAGAAAAAACUACAGUUUAACUUCACCAGGCACAAUCAUCAGAAUGAGAUGCAGGAAAAUAUUAACCCAGAAUGGUUUCGUGUUACCGUCCAGUGUGAGAAACAUUUCACAAAUGAUAAUCGUGUAUGCCUAAAAGGUUUGUAUUUGUGCGGAUCUGCAAAUUCGGUUUUUGUGGAAUAAUUCGACCAAGGGCUAUGAUGUAGCAGCGGUGGAGAGUAAGUCCAAUCAUACGGCUUCAUCCCACCCCGGGAGCAGAUGAGCGCUAGCGAAUGUUCUCAGGCGGUUGGAGUUCUGGAAGGGAACGACUGGUAACUUUAUGGGUAUAUAUGAAGCCGAAAACACCCACAACAAUGGGGUAACUAACAUAAAGCUCGCCGGUGACAAAGUGAUAGUCGCACGGUUGAGUGGAAGAAUCGAUUUUCUGAGACUGGAAACGUACACGCAAGGUUGUCAGAUCGAUUGGGGAUUUACGUCUGCAUAUGGGCGAACCCACGAACGCACCGGUUCGGCAGGAAGCAUUAGUUUAUUUCCGCUAUCCGCCGGCUCAAAUCCGUCCACAGCGUUGCCAGCUCAACAUCACGUAUCCGAGGAGUAUCAUGGAGUUUCACAGCAGGGUCACCGUCGACAUGUUUGGAAGUGGCGGGCGGUACAGUCAUGACUGGCAGCCAGGGCCACACUGUUAAAGUGUUCCGGCUCGAUAGCGAUAGGUUUACGUCGAAAUAUGUAUAACUCGAAUUUUCCACUCACGUAAAUAUAGAUGGUGCGAUGGAAUGUUUUC
Topomyia yanbarensis is the source of this 967-nucleotide messenger RNA. RefSeq lists its product as uncharacterized. NCBI's taxonomy places the organism in Eukaryota, Metazoa, Arthropoda, Insecta, Diptera, Culicidae. The record is from RefSeq and is a predicted model, not a curated record. Bases 506 to 847 code for a protein of 113 amino acids. The transcript is spliced from 3 exons.